CAGGUUUCUCUCUGGUUACAGGAAAAACGGCGGCGUGACCUCUCUCAGGUUUCUCUCUGAUAAUAACACGUGCAGACAUGGGUUUCCAGAAUAUUUGGUACUCGCAUCCACGAAAAUACGGUCAAGGAUCAAGAUCCUGCCGUGCCUGUGCGAAUAGACAUGGGCUUAUUCGCAAAUAUGGCCUGAAUAUCUGCCGGCAGUGCUUCAGGGAAUAUGCCGCUGACAUUGGUUUCAAGAAGCUGGAUUAAAUACAUAGAACAUAAAUAUAACAUAAAUACAACAUAGUUCAAGCAAUUCAACCAAUUACAUCUAUGAUUUCAACAUCAGCAUUAAUAUCUUGAAAUAAUAUCGACAGUUGAACACGAAUAUAAUGGUAUUGUAACGAUAUUAGCAAUGUUUUACCAAUGUUUUUAAAAUAAACACAUUUAUGUUCUUAUAA
Messenger RNA from Formica exsecta, 439 nucleotides. It is a transcript of the gene RpS29, whose product is annotated as 40S ribosomal protein S29. NCBI's taxonomy places the organism in Eukaryota, Metazoa, Arthropoda, Insecta, Hymenoptera, Formicidae. The transcript has 3 exons. Gene Ontology annotation, cellular component: cytosolic small ribosomal subunit; ribosome. Gene Ontology annotation, biological process: translation. The coding region runs from base 78 to 248 and encodes 56 amino acids. Gene Ontology annotation, molecular function: zinc ion binding; structural constituent of ribosome. The record is from RefSeq and is a predicted model, not a curated record.